AUGCGACUCGAUCCUAUUGUCGCCCCUGGCCGCGUUGCCGGUCACGUUCACACUAUUUCGGGUGGAGCUGCUUUCGCUCCUACGAUGACUUACGAGGGGAUGCGAGCAUCAAAAUGCUCCUCGUGUACUAUCAAGGAAGACAUGUCGAACUACUGGACGCCUCAGCUGUAUGUCAAGUUUAAGAACAGCACGUUCUUGCCGGUGCCCCAGAUUGGCGACCCAGAAGACACUACUGGCGGUAUGGCGGUGUACUACCUCCAACGCCGCGGCAAUGAUCCAAACGAGAAACUCCACGCCUUCCCUGAAGGUUUCCGCAUGCUCGCCGGCGAUACGUCCGCACGCAGCUUCGGUAACAAUUCUGCCGCCAAAGCCGUCUCUUAUAGUUGUCUCGGUGGCCCAGGCCUCCCUGAGACAAACAACAUGCCGAACUUCAACUGUCCUGGCGGUCUGCGCGCACAAAUCUUCUUCCCAGCAUGCUGGAAUGGAAGAGACCUCGAUACCCCGGACCACAAGUCUCACAUGGCUUAUCCCGUAGGCAGCGAGUAUAACACCGGCGCCUGUCCACCAGACUUUCCCGUGCAUAUGAUUUCUCUCUUCUUUGAAGUCCUUUACGACACCGCGCCCUUUCUUGACCAAUGGGACGGAGAUCAGCACCCGUUCGUCUUCUCGCAGGGCGAUACAACCGGCUACGGAUACCACGGCGACUUCCUGAACGGAUGGGACGUGCCGACGCUGCAGCGCGCCGUCGACACCUGCACCGAUGACUCCGGGCUUGUCGAGCGCUGUUCUGCCGUCACGCAGUUCACCUACGAAGAGUGCCUGUCCUGCCGCAUUCACGAGGGCGUCAAAGAGACCAACGACGGCCUCCUCACCAAACUUCCCGGCUGCAACCCUGUCACCCACGGACCCCAUCCCUCAGCCCCGGGCCAAUGCACCGACAACGUCGCCCUCGGCAUCCGCAAAACAAACUACGUCGACCUCACCACCACCAAGCAGUGGUCCUACGUCGGCUGCGGCCGCGACAACAUCGCCGACCGGGCCUUCCCAGGCCCCUCGUACAGCCGUGCCGCCGCCACAGUCGAGAUGUGCGUCGACUUCUGCGCCGGCCAGGGCUACACAUACGCCGGUCUUGAGUACAGCAGAGAGUGCUUCUGCGCGAACGCGCUGCGGCCCGAGUACGCGCCCAGGGACGGCUUCAUGGGCAACUGCGUGGCCAAGUGCGCGGGGAAUCCGGCGCAGACGUGUGGCGGGUCGGCCGCGAUGAGUAUUUAUCGUGCGUGUGGCGGGGGUGAGUGUCGGAAUAAUGAGCAAUUUGGGGCGGCGCCGGUGAUGCAGGCGAGGGGUUUGAUUGUUGAUGCGCCUGAGCAGCAGGUAAGGUCCCAUGCGAGGGAGAUUUUUGGGGCUUGA
Molecule: messenger RNA, 1407 nt
Organism: Boeremia exigua
Lineage: Eukaryota; Fungi; Ascomycota; Dothideomycetes; Pleosporales; Didymellaceae
Exons: 2
Coding region: 1-1407 (468 amino acids)
Source: RefSeq, a predicted model, not a curated record